CGCUGAAAUGCGAACAAACACAGGGAGUGCGUGCUGUGUUCGAGUUGAACCAUCACAACCAUCACUUUCAGUGCACUCAAACUUCGCAUUGUAACGACCAACAGCAAGCCAACAAUAUAUAUAUCAACCAGUUUGGUGCUGCAACGCGAAGACCGAGAGCUCAAAAGAGAAUUCUCGGCACUCGGUAUUUGGCUAUUGUGCUUUCAUAAUCCGGAGUUGCUGCAGUUUGGUUUGAGUUAUUGGUCUUUAGUUCUUACUUGUACAGAUCGACCGCCACAAUGUGCAUGACAUCAAACAACACCCCCAUGAGCGGCUAUGCCUCUCCGUCCAAUCUCCCCUACAGCGAUGACUGUGGGAUGUCCAGUUGUGAAUUGGAGGCUUUCAAGGUUCCUCCGCCCAUGAAGAUGAUGAUGACUCCAUCAUCCGCCCCCGCCAUGAUUACUCCUCCCACAACCACCAAGAACGAGGCUCCCCUGGCAUACGCUGCCUUUGAGGAUCACGAGCGACUGAGGUCUCGACGACGACCCCGCACAUUGCAAGACUUGCCCUUGCCACUGCGCAAACGCACUUGCCAGACUCCCAAAGAUCGAUUUGCCGCCUUUGUGGCCAUUCUCUUGAUGUACCUGAACAGCGGCGGAACCAAGACGUACAAGCUCAGCAUCCAAGCCAAGGCGUUGGUAGCCGAGUGUUGUCGCCGCAAUCAAAUGGGCGAUGCUCACUUUACUCCUCUCAACGACUCCAUGGCGGAGCGAUUGCACGGAUUGGUGGGUGCUCAGCACUGGGAUCGUGCUGCCACGUAUCUCUACAUUUACCUGGCCCGCCAUCACGGCUUUCAACCAGGUCGCGAUGAGACCGAAGAAGAUAGACGAUUGCUACACCAUUCCCCCGCCAAGAACAAACCAGCUCCUCUGGGCCAUCAGUUCCACUUUUAGAGACACUUUUUGAAAUUCCUUCCAACUAGUAACAUUACUAUUAGAGUAGAUCAUUGUCACACUC
Molecule: messenger RNA, 996 nt
Organism: Seminavis robusta
Lineage: Eukaryota; Bacillariophyta; Bacillariophyceae; Naviculales; Naviculaceae
Source: the annotation of a GenBank genome assembly